GGCUGUAAGGGAGCUAUGACGGGACGUCUUCUGUCUCACGGUGUGCCCCCCUCAAUAAGAAACACACCCAAGACCGCGCAGUGUCAACCAGACCCUCAUGCUUCUUCCAUUCUUAACUUGGAUGUUAUUCUUCUUACUGAGGAGCCGGCCUGAGAUGAGACCCCAAGGACGGACAAAUGUUGAGAUUAUAUCAUUUUAAUACACAAACUAGAAUGCUGUGAUAGCAGACACAGCUCCUUCUGCUCACAGGUUAUAUGAAUCUACAUGUGAGGCCUGUGCAUUGUAACGGAGACGUCGCUGCCAAAUGCACAUCUGAGCAAAGACUAAAGAGAAGGAGUCUGACCAGAUGAAUUGAGGUAGGAUGUGACCUACUCAGCCCGUCUCCACGGCAUAAUGUCAAUGGGCAGAAUCUGGGAAGGAAGUGGGAAGCUAAUGUGCUGGUUUUUUCUCGCUUACCUUCUCCUCUUGGCUUUACCAUGCAUGGGCUUCCUCCCCAACUUCUGGUCCCGAGUGUUAACGAUGUCCUGGGACUCACACACGCACCAAUAUAUCACAGAGCAGGCCGUCCUCAAUGUCACCCUGGAGACGCUGAAGGGAAACCCUGCAGAGGAACAGACCAGACUAGGCCGUGGCUUCUGGAGAGCUUUGGGAGAGGUGGUGAAGUCCAAUGCCGCCAUGGACUUCCUGAGCUCCACCAGGUCUGACCCGGUGUACCACUUUGAUUCAGAGCGGGUGGACAGCGCCACGGUGAUGUUACGGCAGUUCUGGGCCCAGACUCUGCUCUCAGUGAGGGCCAAACAGUACCAAACUGCCCGUCACAGCUUGGGCCAGCUAUUUCACUCCCUGCAGGACUUCUACAGCCACAGUAACUGGGUGGAGAUGGGCCGACACUCCAUAUACCUCCACCUGCUGCAGCCAGAGGAGCCAGUCAUCCCUGUGGCUAAAGAGGACAUUCCUACCUGUAUGGAGUGCUUCAGUGCCACCUGUCGAAACAACUUAAUGCCAAGACUGACUAAUGCACAGCAGCAGUCCCAGCUGCUCACUACUGGCUACUUCAGCACUUUCCCUCCAAAACCUCAAGGUAAAUGUAGUCAUGGAGGAAUUCUGGACAGUAGCCGCUAUAUGGGGGCUAAAGGCGGCAUCAACAAAGACAGCACCUCACCUCUAUUCUCCCCUCACUAUUACCUCCAUGUGGAAGCUGCUGCUUUGGCGACUGAGGCCACCCUGACUGUACUGAGAGACCUCAGAGACAACGUGGGUGACAAAGCCUUCCUUCGGCUCUUCAGCGUGAAGCAGGCCCCUGCCUUGGUAUUUGUUAUAGACACCACAGGCAGCAUGUUUGAGGAGAUCACUGCUGCUCGCCUCCGGGCUCACUCCAUCAUCCAGAGCCGAGCCAGAAGCCCGGCGCAGACAGGCACCUUCCUACUCGUGCCCUUCCAUGACCCAGCCGUAGGACCGGUGUAUGAGACCGAUGACCCAAACCAGUUCAUGCAGCACAUGGAGAACCUGAUGGCGCUGGGAGGAGGAGACGAACCAGAGAUGUGUCUCUCUGCCAUUCAGCUGGCACUCACUCACAGUCCACCGCUGUCAGAGAUCUUUGUAUUCACUGAUGCUUCCCCUAAAGACGCCCACUUGUUUGAUGCGGUGAAGGCACUUGCACUUGAGAAACAGAGCAAGGUGACAUUUCUCUUAACCGAGGAUCCCAACCACACACCAGAGGUCAGAGGGAGAAGCAGGAGGAGGAGGAGAAAGAGGAGGAUUAAGCAACCUUUGUCACCCGAUCGUUUCUCUCUCUACUCUUCCCUCUCCUCCGUGUCAGGAGGAUUGACCAUAUUCACCUCCAACUCUGACAUCCACAGGGUUUCCACCAUAGUGGAGGAUAACACAGCUGCUGACAAGGUGACCCUGCUCCAUGUGGAGAGUGACCAGGAGCUGAUGUCCGCUCAUUCCUUCAGAGUUGAUAGUUCAUUGAAGAAUGUUACCAUACAUGUCAUUGGCCUCCUGCUUGAGUGUAUCCUAACCAAUCCUUCAGGCCAAAGCCAGUCUCUGUUGAGUGAAAAAGGUUCCCUGGCAGACUUGGAGCACUUUGAGGGUCUAUACCGCAUCAGCCUAUUUUUUCCCAUACAACAAGGCCAGUGGAAAGUCCACGCCAAGAGUGACGGACACUUCACAUUCAACGUGAUAGGUGACAGCCGUGUAGAUUUCCUGUAUUACUUUGCCACUGUAACCAAUGAGACACACCCAGGUCUGGCCAGAGUGGAGGGUAGUCCAGUAGCAGGUAUUUGUAAUUUUCUGGUGCUGGCUGUUACAGGCCUGGCUCCAGAAGAGGGCGCGUCUUUCAGUCACGUGACACUGUUGGGAGCCCAAGGUGACACCCUGCAUCAGAUGAAGCUGAACUCCUCCUCUUCCUCCUCUUCCUCCUCUCUCUCGUCAUCCUUCUCUGUGGACGAGAUGGUGGGAUAUGUGGAGUCUGUUCCCAGAGUUCCCUUCUGUGUUCGACUCACAGGCCGAGACAGAAGAGGAGACAAGCUGGAGAGGGUUUCCACUGAGAUGGUGCAGCCCACUCAUGUUCAGAUACAGGUUUUGUCUGUCCCUCGCCUGGUACCCGGCCACAGCACAUUGGUGGACUUUGACAUCCUAAACCGCGGCCCGGCCCGACUCUUCAGUCUGAGCAUGGAUGACGACUGUGGAUAUCUUCAUAAGAGAGGACCUCACAGGUUCCAUGUUGCGGAACAAGGGUCUUUCCACGAUCAGGUGAACCUCCACACUCCUGCCACAGCUCAGGCAGGAGCCACUGUCACACUCACCCUCACUGUGCGGGCUUUCGACUCCGCAGACUCAAAUUACGCCGUCACUUACUUGACUGUUGUUCCCCCGGAUCCUGACACGUUCCCACCAUCCUGCUCCACUGCAGGAGGGCAGUCCACCUGUCCUUCCAUUUGCAAUGAGUCCAGCUGGACUGUAUCUCUGGUCGUGUCAGACAGAGGGCGCUCUGGCCUUGCUGCCCUCCAACUACAGAGGGGUGAAGGCAUCCUGACUUUAUUCCUCAGCCCUCCAACCACAGAGGACAGUAUGGGACAUGCCCAGCUUGACCCCGACCAGCAGCAGUCACUCAGGGAUCAGACAACCAGCGGAGACCACCACUACAAAGCCAGAUUGGAGAAGGGAGACUCCCCUUUGAAUGUGUCUGAAUGGGUCCAGGGUUCCUCUCAGCCACUGUGGGCGAGGUACACGUCCAGCUGCUGCUCUGCUCAGGCAGAGCUGCUGGUGUGGGAUACUGCCGGAAACAUGAAGCGUUGCAACCUAACGCCUGAUCAACAGAGGCAGCAAAGAGACAGGAGCACAGAAACCAGUGGAACUGGGCGGAUAAGACUGCCAGACGUCUUUUUCUUGCUCUUAGUCCUGCUGUGGUCUCCUUUGCUUUAG
Molecule: messenger RNA, 3426 nt
Organism: Hippoglossus stenolepis (Pacific halibut)
Lineage: Eukaryota; Metazoa; Chordata; Actinopteri; Pleuronectiformes; Pleuronectidae
Gene: vwa7
Product: von Willebrand factor A domain containing 7
Exons: 17
Coding region: 394-3426 (1010 amino acids)
Source: RefSeq, a predicted model, not a curated record